This is a messenger RNA of Corylus avellana, 2298 nucleotides long. Its product is annotated as putative indole-3-acetic acid-amido synthetase GH3.6. Gene Ontology annotation, molecular function: acid-amino acid ligase activity. Gene Ontology annotation, cellular component: cytoplasm. The record is from RefSeq and is a predicted model, not a curated record. Lineage: Eukaryota; Viridiplantae; Streptophyta; Magnoliopsida; Fagales; Betulaceae.
UGUUUAUCGAGCAGAAUGAAGAAGUAUGAGGUAUUUUCUUUUCUUUGUAUAUCGACAUUGUACGGAGCUAUUCGGGUGCUACAGAACAGAGGUGACUUUAUCAUUGAAAAUAAUGGGAAAAAUUAUUCGUCGUUGAAAUAAUAUUUUGAUUGAGCCAAGUCUCCCACCGCCAAAACCUGUGUGCGGACUUUAACGACAGACAUGAACAGGAGUGCAAAUGUGCAAUUACCAAAAUGACCGCCUAAAACUACAAACACUUUCACCAAGCUAGGGGCAAUUUAUGUGAGAUCCCAUUUUCGUAUACUACAAGAACAACUCCGAUUUCCCCGCGUUAACGGCGAGCCACGCGCCGCUUGCUAACCUGCGCCCGUGAGCGGACGAUUUUGCCCAACGCACCCCGAGGAGAUGACAGACGAGGAGAUCAUGAAGAUGCUGGAGGGUCCCACGGGCGACGCCACGCGUCACCAGCACGAGACUCUCCGGUCCAUCCUCGAACGCCAGGGCGCCGUACGCUAUCUUCGGCCCUACCUACAAGGCUUCAAUGCGCCGGUCGACGCAGCCACCUUCCGUCGCGCCGUGCCGUUGUCUUCCUACGAUGACUACGUUGACAAUAUCAACUCCAUGGCUAACGGUCUCGUUGACCAUGAUCAGCCUCUCCUCUCCGUUGAUCCUCUGCUCUGUUUCUUCUACAGCUCAGGGGCAACUACCAUGAAGCCCAAACUGAUCCCUUACUUUGAUUCAAAGCUCUCAAAAGCUGCCUCUUUCAUAGCUCAUAAGGGCAGCAACGCUAUUCUUCAAAGGUUAUUUCCUCCUAGGACCUCACUGAAUAAGAUCCUAUGGUUUCUGUACGCCGAUAAUAUUACGACUACCAAAGGUGGUUUUAAGGUUAUGGCUGCUUCUUCAUUUCCUUUGCAGAACAGUAGCUCGAAUUGGUCUCAGUUUCAAGCUUCUUCUAGUCCCCGGGAAGUCAUUCUUGGAUCAAAUGUGGAGCACCAGAUGUACUGCCACCUUCUUUGUGGCCUUAGGAACUCUGAUUUUAUUGAUGCUAUUCGAGUCCCGUAUGCAAUAGGCUUGAUCAAAGUGUUUGGUAUUUUAGAGUCCAAGUGGAAGCAGCUAUGCGAUGAUCUUGAAUGUGGGGUUCUGAGUUCAGAGAUUUCUGAUGUUGUAAUGAGAGAUUCUGUUGCUGAAGUUCUUGGCGGGCCUCAACCAGAACUGUCAACUAGAAUUCGGUCAAUUUGUGAGGAGAAGAAUUGGGGUGGAAUAGUGUGUAAAUUGUGGCCUAAUGUGCGGUACAUUAGGUGUGUUAUCACAGGGAGCAUGAAGCAGUAUUAUCCUAAGCUUAAGCAUUAUGCAGGGGAAGUACCUGUGUUGGGUGGAGACUACUUUGCUUCAGAGUGCUGUGUGGGUAUCAACUUGGAUAUCAUGCAGCCUCCAGAGACGACCCGAUUCGUUUUGCUUCCGACUGCAGCAUAUUUUGAGUUUCUUCCAUUUGGUUUGGAUCAUGAGACAAAUGUUGUUGGUGAAGAAACAGUGGACAUUUCUGGUGUAGAGGUAGGGAAGAUGUAUGAAGUGGUUGUGACUACUUAUAGAGGAUUUUAUCGAUACCGGUUAGGUGAUAUUGUGAGAGUCGUUGGUUUCUAUAAUUCAUCUCCACAAGUGGAGUUUGUGAUGAGAGCUCCUAAAAACACUUCCGAGAUAGUAACUGAGAAGGAUUUGAUGUCUGCAAUGGAAAGUUUCCAAAUUGUGUUAAGGAAUGCCAUGGAAGCAGAGAUUACAGAGUUUGCAAGUUUCUUGGACUUAACAUUGAGCCCAAAGGAGUUGAAGAUUUAUAUAGAAGUUAGAGAGGGAUGUAUGCUUCUGCAGGAGGGAAAGUUUGAAGAGUCGGCUGUAAUUCUAAAGAGGUGUGGUUCCUCCAUUGAAGAUAGCUUAGGAGGCAUUUACAUGGUGCAGAGGAAAAGAGGUGAAAUGGGGCCUUUGGCAGUGUCCAUUGUAAAGCCUGGCAGCUUUGAUGGAUUAUUACGGUUGGCCAUUGAGAAUGGAACUCCGGCGAGUCAAUAUAAGCCGCCCAAGAUUAUAAGGAAUCGCCAAAUUGUUGACUUCCUUGAAAGAUGUAUUCUUGUGACUCUAUCUUUGGAUGGUUAAGAAGAUGAUGUAAAAUGAGUGAGUGAGACGAUUUGAAUAAGCUGGUUGUAAAUUCAACAUCAGAGUUCAUCAGGAUUUUCCUGUCAUGGGGUCAACAUAAAGCAAUCUACUUGUAAUUUGGAAUAGUCUUGGUAGUGUUAGAUUAUUAAAUUUAUU